GGACAAGCGCACCUCCAGUUUGGGUCCAAGUUCACUGCACGACAAAUCUCAGAUGCAGACCUGGACAAGCAGCGACUUAUAUACCCGUACAAAAUGAGGUUGCAUGACCCUGCUAACCAAUUGGCCUAGUGUGGAGGAGGCUGGGUCUUAGGGCUCAAUAACCCAGCCAGGUUUCUUGACUCCAGGCUAGCCAGCAGAUAAAGGGACCCCGGCCCUGGAACAGCCUGUCGAGCUGCGGUGCCUAGAGACGGAGGGAGGGUCGUGAUGAGCGGGAAGAGCCUACUGUUGAAGGUGAUCCUGCUAGGGGACGGUGGCGUGGGCAAGUCUUCCUUAAUGAACCGCUACGUCACCGACCGAUUCGACUCCCAGUCCUUCCACACCAUCGGGGUCGAAUUCCUCAACAGAGAUCUGGAGGUCGACGGGCGCCUGGUGACCCUUCAGAUCUGGGACACGGCUGGCCAGGAGCGCUUCAAGUCUUUGAGGACACCGUUUUACCGCGGCGCCGACUGCUGCCUGCUCACAUUCGCCGUGGAUGACCUGCGCAGCUUCCAGAACCUGGCCGCCUGGAAGAAGGAGUUCAUGUUUUACUCCGACGUACGUGACCCGGAGAGGUUCCCCUUUGUGGUUCUGGGCAACAAGGUGGACAAGCAGGAGGGGAGGGAGGUAGGCUCGGAUGAGGCCAGGGCCUGGUGUGAGGAGAACGGGUGUUUCCCUUACUUCGAGACCAGCGCCAAGGACGAUAUGAACGUCGGAGCAGCGUUCGAGGCGGCGGUACGUGAGGUCCUGGCUGCCGAGGAUCACACUGACCACGCCUUGUUGAGUAGCACCAUUGAUCUCCACGGCAACCGGAAAGUCCCUCGCUCUUCUUGCUGUUGAUUGGUUAAAGGGAUCGUCAGAACCGGCUGCUCUCUGCGUUCUCUCUGUCUGACCUGCAGUCCGUUGAGAGCUAGAGCAUUGUUCUGCUCUCCACUAAAGCCUGUGGUACCCUACGUGAAGCGGAGAGGAGCUACGGAGAUUGACUGGCUUCGGGGUCAACAGGGCUCAUCAGAAGAGAACAGUGUUACUGGUACAUCUGAUUGUUUAUAAGUGCCUGCUAGUCGGUACUGAUACAAAGUGUUGGCACUGGUACUGGUUUGAAGAGUAUUGGCGCUGGUACUGAUUUGACAAGUGUUGGAUUAGCAAUGCAUUUGAUUUAAAAAAUAAUCGGUGAGAUACAAUGUUAGGUCUGUCUGUUUGUCCGGGUCUGUCUGCUUUAAGAAUUGUAGCACAACUGCUCGCUCAUCCGUGAUAUUGCAGCUUAAUGUACUGCAGCGCCGUGCAGUGUUUUUUUACCCCAUACAGAACUGGAAUGUGAACGUGUACUUCCUGUUCCCCUCUCCAUGAGCACAGGCUGCUUACAGCUCAGCACCAUGUCAUUCAUCACUGUCUGUUUGUGGUAUUUUCCCCAGACUGUUGCUCAAUCACGCUGUCUGAGCGUGAGUGAUUUGGCGCUGUAUGAUAGACUGACAGAUUGACAUGGCCUCUAAGCCAAGCUUUCAUUCAUUCACCUUUUCUUAUUUAAUAAGUGAUUACAUCAAACUCUCUCACCAAAACACAUUUCACUAUCCUUUUGGGGAAUAAUUAAUUCUCAUAAAAAAAUCCUAUUUUCUUUAACCCAUUUGUAAUUGUUAGGUUAAAUGUAACCCCAAACCCAUAAAAUAGCCUUUUAUGUUCAUGGAGACCAAUGAAAUGUCAACUUUUCUCACCGGGAAAGUAAAACAUACAUUUACUGUUUACAGCACAAAAAGGGAAUUUGAUUUUGCUUCAUUAUUUCGAAAGGGAAUGAUUUCAGGUCAGGUCAUAAGUUAACACUAGGUACAUGUUCUUAUAUUGUACAUUUUUCAGAGUAUUAACACACAACCUUACGAUAAAGUAUUAUCUUCAAAUAUUUUGCAUUUACUUAUGUUUGAACCUGGGAAGUGUUAGGUGUAUGUGUGAAAGUUAUUGGAGGACACCUUUAUUUUCAAUCUGUCCUUACUGUAAAUAUCUUUGUAAGAUCCCCUGAUAUUUGGGAGUAGGCCUGUCUCUCUAGAAAUGUUUAAUGUCAAAGGGAUCAUGUUUGUUGACAAUGGACAUCAUUCUCCAUAGAAGUAACAGCUUUUUCCUUUGGCAUAUGGUCCAAUGUUCUUUUCAGAGAUUGAUUCAUGAGUGUGGAUUUUCUACUGUGUCAUGUAUGUUUGAGUUGGUGUGUCUCUAAACCCUACUGCCUUGCUUGUCUACCGCAUGGGUCUAGCUAUAUUACACUGGCAGUUCUGGAACAUUCUAGGUUCUAGACUGAUCAUUGGAAGUUCUUUGACCUUAUAGAAUCUAGAGCAUUGGUACUUGGUAUCUAGAUUAUUCCGGUACUAGAACAUUACAGAUACAACACAAGAACAUUCCAGUUAAGUUUUAAAAUUCUUUUUUUUUUUAAUGUGAAACAUCCUGAGCACAAAUAAUUGUACAGAUCUUGCAAGUGAGAAAUAUCCUAAAGUUAUGGGUAUGUUUAGGUACUUAGUGUUAUUUCAUGUUGAUGUUUAUUUAGUCUGAACUGCCCUCGCUAGGUCUUAAAGAUUUAGCAACAUUUUCCUAAAAAUCUUAAAUGUUUGGGUACUUAUUGUUUUUUUUGUGGUUCACCUUUUUUCCUGUUCCCACACUGCUCUUACUGGAUUUGAAAGAUCAGUUUGUGAUGAGCUAAAGAUAUUUAUGAUGUUACACAAUAUGUCUGGUGUGAAUCUGCAGAUUACACCACCGUUGUCUGUCUGUUUUCAGUACGUCAUGGUACUCUUGCUCUUAUUUAUCCUUUUUUGAACCAGGAGGUCUCAAUUUUCUAGUCUUUUAUCAAGUGAGCCCUGGCUAUGACUAAACAACCAGUGUUUGAUUACCAUGAUCAAUCGCUGUAAUAUUUUGCAUGCAUGCAGCAUGUGAGAUUCAUUAUGAUUUCUUUAUAUUUACAGUUACUGUAUGUUACGUGACCCUAUAGCGUGGUAAUAAUGUGCCUCUUGAUUCAAUGGAAUGAACACUGCCUGGUACGGCAGAGGGGUCCACUGUGAAAGACAUCAGCUGUUCAAUGCAAUUUAAACACAGUUACGUUCCAUGUCAUGGUACGCCGCCAUGGAAAACCAUGGAUCAUCAAAAGUUUAACUGUAAAUUUAGUCAGUGCAUGUUAUUUAGCAAAACAGUAUUUUCCAGAUCAUGGUACGUAACAAAUUAACUGUGAAUAACUUGUUUGUGUUUUUUAUUAUUUUAUUUUACAGAAAAACAUGGAUGACAUUUUAAAUCAGGGGUUUUCAAAACAUGUUUCAAGAUAUGUUUGGGCAUGUUCUGCCUUAUUGGACAGCUAAGCAGUGAAAUAGAGAGGGAGAUUUUGAUGAAAGAGCAGACUAGAACCCAAGCCACAGCAGUACAUGGGCACCGGAGUCAGCCACUCAGACAAUGCACAAUGCACUGGCAUUUGUAUUGGAUAAUUCUUUUGCCAGAUUUGAUUUCACAAGUUUUCUGUGGAAAAAUCUUCCCCUCAUCAAUCCAAGGAGUAUUUUUUUCCUCAUCAUUUUAAGCUAGCUUUAGAGCUUGCCUUUUUCAGCCAGUCCACCUACAGUAAUCAGGUCCUCGUUACUGACAGUCAUGUAGGGUAUGUGCUCUUGGACCACAUCACCCAGAGGGUCCAGGUCUAAUUAUGUCCAGGUGAACCCUAACCAAAACCUAUGACCCUGAAAGGCUGUUGCUGCCCCAGCUCAGGUAGCAUAUCAACGUGGUGUUAGCUUUACAAAUGCUACAUUUGGUCUGAACAGCCAUUGCUGUGUUGCCAGUGGUUGCUCACAAAAUGUAUGCUGAUGUUAGAAACUUGAUUGACAACUGUUUCUUGCUCAGGGGCCCAUAAUAUUUGGGUAUUCCUGACAUUAAAACUUUUGAAAACCCCUGUUUAAGUGACAUCACAUUUUACUACUACAUAAGGUAUAUUCCUGAGUCCAAGUCUGUCGUGCAGCUCAUAGUCCAGUCUUGUCUCAUUGUUACUGUUCAUUACCUUAUUUUGAAAAUAUAAAAUCAGUCUAAGUUUUCCGUCCAGCUUGCCACAGUCCACAAUAACAUGUAAACUAAUGUAUUCUGCAAAGGCCACUCAUUCCUGAAAUUACACUGUAAAAUAAUUGAAAUAAUAAUAAUAAUAAUAAUGUACGAACAGGACUGAAAUGGUCACAGACUAAGUCUAGUCCUGGAAUAAGAAAAAUAAAACUCAGUGGAGGUUUUCCACUUCAGUAUAAUUUUUACUCCAAAUCUAGUCUAAAUCUGUGUCCCUGCCACUGGCUCAUAGGGAGCCAUUGUGAAAGCAGUCAGUGUGGUACUGCAGGUGUGAAAAUAAUUAUAGUGUAGAACAACGAAUAAAGGAAACAUGCAAAAUGCCUAAUA
Messenger RNA from Esox lucius (northern pike), 4419 nucleotides. RefSeq names its product RAB9B, member RAS oncogene family (gene rab9b). Gene Ontology annotation, biological process: retrograde transport, endosome to Golgi. Lineage: Eukaryota; Metazoa; Chordata; Actinopteri; Esociformes; Esocidae. The coding region runs from base 265 to 876 and encodes 203 amino acids. Gene Ontology annotation, cellular component: phagocytic vesicle; late endosome; lysosome. Gene Ontology annotation, molecular function: GTPase activity; GTP binding. The transcript has 3 exons. The record is from RefSeq and is a predicted model, not a curated record.